GUUCAAUCAAUGGACGUCUGGAAAGUGGUUUUGGUUUGUGUACCAAUUUAUUUUGUUGUGAAUGAAGUGUUUCAGUAAUGGGUCAAACUUUGUCCGAGCCUGUAACAACAAAGGAGACAUCCAAAUGUGAGAACAACUUUUUCAAGGUUGGCUCUUCCUGCAUGCAAGGAUGGAGAAUCAGUAUGGAAGAUGCCCAUACACACUUGUUGUCUCUUGCUAAUGACAAGGAUGCAUGUUUCUUUGGCGUUUUCGAUGGACAUGGCGGAGUUAAGAUUGCCCAAUAUGCAAGUACACACUUACACAAGAAGAUACUUGCACAGACAUCAUAUGUUCAUGGGAACAUUGUUGAUGCAAUGAUUUCUGGGUUCCUAGCUUUAGAUGACGAAAUGCAGAGGGAUGAUUCCAUGAAAGAUGAACUUGCUGGUACAACAGCUGUUGUUGCAUUACUGAAAAAUAACAGAAUUUAUUGUGCAAAUGUUGGUGACUCCAGAGCCAUAGCUAGUGUGGCUGGUGAAGUGGAGCAGUUGUCCUUUGACCACAAGCCCAGCAAUGAACUAGAAACGAGAAGAAUCAUUGCAGCAGGAGGCUGGGUCGAAUUCAACAGAGUUAAUGGUAACCUAGCCUUGUCCAGAGCUCUUGGUGAUUUUGUAUUCAAGAAGAAUGACAAAAAAAGACCCGAGGAACAGAUUGUUACAGCUGCACCUGAUGUCAUAGAAAAAAUUAUUAAACCAGAUCACGAAUUUCUAGUCCUAGCCUGUGAUGGAAUCUGGGAUGUUCUAACCAAUCAAGAAGUUGUUGAUUUUGUUAGAGCCAGGAUUGCUCAAAGAAUGGAACCAGAUAUUAUAUGUGAAGAGCUGAUGACGAGGUGCCUUGCACCAGAUUCCCAAAUGGGUGGAGUGGGCUGUGACAAUAUGACUGUUGUGUUGGUGUGUUUCCUCCACGGUGGUUUGUAUGAAGACUUGGUAAAGAGGUGCUCCCUGCCCAGCAAGCACGGGCCGGCGCCACACUUAAACAAUUCAGCUAACAUGAAAUAGCAUUCGUUGUGAAGGAUUCGAGACAUUACACAGCCGUUCAUCAUAAGUCAAGCCAUGCCAAAAAAACUAGAUUUCACGUGUAUAUUGCCAGUGUUGUCAAGUGGUUGCCAGUUGAUGGGUUAGUGUUGUCAUAUAAUCAUUACAGUGAAGUGUCUGUCACUAAGCAGGAUCCAUAGAACUGUUGCCACUAACCACAGGCAGUUACCCGCAAGUCCCAAGAAUAGUAUUAUUGUUUGUUUUGUUUUUUUAAAUAUAAUAAUAAGGAAUUCUUUUUAUUUCAAUCAAAAUGUAUUUAACAUGAUCAGUAUGUUUUUAGUGUUUGAUAUUUGCAGGCUGACAUUGCAGCAGACUUGCUCCUCACAAAAACCAGGACCUUAAAUUUGAAAAUACGUCUUGGUGGCUGUUGGUGAUGGAUGAAAUAUUUUUCAUUGAUUAAUUUGCCUUUGUCUUUUAUCUCUUGUACGUACUAUUGAUUUUGUUACGUGAAAAGAUAUGUAUAUUUGUACAACAAAACCACUUACCAGUAGUUUAUUACUGUAUAUUAGCUACAAGAUAAUUUUAGCAGACAAAAGAAAAGUAAAAGCUUGAAUUGUUUAGAUGUUUAAAUUUGACAUUAUGGACUAGUGCUUGUAUCGUGUAUUUUUGUGGGUUUUUUGGUGUAUGUUAGAAAUUAUUUGCCAUUAUUCACUGUAAGAGUGUUCUAGGGAACAUAACCAUAGGAGCAUGGGAGCAAAGGAAAAAACUGUUUCCUUUCUUCAUUUUAAAAUAUUUCAAAGCUUUUACUUAGUGUAGUCAGACAUAGUUCUCCGCCAUCCUCUAGUAUAACUUUAUUUAAGUUUCAUAUUAAUUUAAUUUAACAGACAUUGUUUAUAGUACAUUUUAUUAUUGGCAUAUGUUUCUGACUGUGCAAGCAAAUGUGUGUUGUGAAUGACAUAUUAGCACAGACAGUUGCUUCCCAUACCAUCUGUACGAAAUAGGUACCAAUACCAUGAACCUCUCCCUAUUACCUCAGUUGAAAUUUUGUUCCUGCGUCUUUAUUUACAAAUAAAUGCAUACAUGAGUGUUCAACAGUGAUUAGUUAUAUGAAAUCUUUUCAGUUCCUGGAACUUUAAAAUGGCAGUGUUUAAAAUCAUUAGCAGUAUUGAAAGUUUUGGUUUCGGUUAUAAUGUUAAACAAUCCUUUUAAAUCUCUCCCCUUCUUCAUGGAAAUGAGAGGCAUUGUGUGUCUGUCCGUCCAUUUGUCCCCCACAAACUCACGACAGCAACUAAUUCUACAUUUUGUUUGGGAAUCGGUUGGCAUGGUGAUCCUAUUGUUUCUUGGGUUACUAUAUCACUUUGUCAAAGUUGUGACUCUUUUGGGUCUUCACUUGUCAGUCUUGGUUUACAGAUAGCAUAAAAAGUCCAAAAGAGUUAAAAUGUUAAAUUUGUCAGGUGAAAAAUCAUUAUAUUUAAUUAAGUAAUAAGAACAAACCAGGCAGCUACCAAUUUGCAAUAGCUCCUUAAAAUUCAGUGCAGGAAGUUAUGCAAAUGCAUGUAUUGUUUUUGACUUUGUGUGUGGACAACUUGACGACCAAAGUCAUUAUUUUAAUGGCUUGUAAAAUAAUGUGAUUUAGUCAUAUUUGUUUUGGUACACCUGGUCACUAGAGAGAUAUGAUAUCCAGUUUUUGAAGCUCACUUGUGCUGUUGUAUUGAGUUACAGAAUGUGGUCUGCUUCCAGCUGAGAAGUGUUUGUCUUGAUAUGAUGGUGUUUCAAGAAGCAAUACGUUUAAUUCAAAUGGUAUAUAAUGCAUCCAUGUCUUGCACCACAACGAUAUUUCAUGUGUAUUCAUUAUUGACUUAUUUGACCAGGCCAUGGGCCCACUUUUCAUGGAUGUGAUUUUGCGCGUACGUUUAUUCAUCCGGAACAUAUAGAACAGUACCUUUACCAUAUAUGUGUUUCUGGACACUGCAAGAAAAAACCCCAAUGAGAUAUUUUUCUGUCUGAUGAUGUUAUAACGUACUAAUUAUAUGGGAACGAGGACAAUAAUAUUGAAAAGACAGUUAUGAAGGUUAUGAGAAGAUGUGUUGAUGAACUUCUAAAAGGAGAAUCUAUCAUUUUAUAAUGUGCAUUCUUUUUCUUUGAAUACUCAUCAGUGAAUGUAGGUUGAGCUGUGGUUAAUAGACUGCCUUAGCUCAUCCAUAUAUGGCAUUGGCAGUGAUCCUCAUUGGUCUAGCUUCUACCCUUUGACCAAUCCAGUUUUAUUGACCCUACAGGAGCCGAAGCUCUUGCUGGUAGAGCUCUUCGGGUCAUUGAAACAUGCGAGAUACCUCGCCGUGUCAGUGGAUCAUGAUAUAGAUAAUGUAGGUUAUAGGGAAUAAAUAAAAAUUAUAAUCACCAAAACAUGAAAAGGGACAUGAAGGACAUUGAUUGUAAGGACCUUGUAUUUAGUAAGCAUUCUUAAAUCAAAUGAAACUAAGUAAUGCUUGUAGGAAUCCGCUUGCAAAAAUUCACAUAGGAAAAUACACAUUUCCACAAAAGAAAUUGUAUGCAGAAUUGCAUUAAUGGAUAGUGGGCUUUAAAGGCAAUGUCACACAGCAGUUAACAUAUAAAAUGACUCAGCAAAAUAUUGCCUCAAAUAUAAACAUACUUUAAAUUAGUCCAGAAAAUGACUACUCAACCAGCUACAUAGGUGUCAUAUGCCACUUUUUAUUGAUAUUUUGGUAUUUAUUGAAAUACAACUACCAGGGUACAUGUAGUCAUAAAUCAGAAAAAUAUAGCUAAUGCUAGCUGUUUUCCAAAUGGCUUAUGGUAGCGAGUGCUGGCUGAAAAGGAACAUAUGUACACAAUUAACAUAAUCAGUGUGACUAUGCCUUUAGUAGGUCAGUUGCCAUGAAACACCAUCUUUAAAAAAGAUAAUUUUAAGUUGGGUUACAGCAAAUUAUAUUCUGUUUUUUGUUGAUCAUUGAAUCAGAUUUUCGUUGAAGUUAACUUGCUACAUCAUUUGUGUUCACAGUAGCUUUAACUAAUUUACAGUUAAGACGUACUUAAUGUUACUAAAUCUGUGUAUAAUUACUACUACUUGUAUACUAUUUGUUGGUUAGCUAUAUUGGGUUCCUAACAUCUUGUAUUAUUAUUAUUGUGUGUUUAAGUUGAUUUCUUUUAUAAUCACUUGAAUGUAUGUAAAUAAGUGCAUGUGACUUUUUAAAAGAUAAUUUUUAUGCCCCAAUGAUUAAAAGUGAGGUAUGAUGUUACAUAACUUCCACUGUUCAUUUAACUUGUCUUUAUUACUAAUUCUCAAAAUAAAUGUGGAUAUUUCUUGAACAAAUAUAUUAACUUGUCCACAACCAUUUGAAGUGAAGGUUGAAUUGAAUACUUUUUGUAAUUCAUAAAAUGCUUGGAGUGCUGAACUAAAAGACUUCAACUGACAUUCUUCAUAGUAUGUUAUAUUGGCUAUUUACUAACAGUGACAGAUUUUGCAGAUGAACCACAAUAAUGAGCUGUUGAAUUUAUAGAAAACUAUGACCAGAUGCAUCUAUUAAAUGUUAAAAUUAAGGACUUGGAAGUGAAUUUAGUGCUGGUGUGGGGGUUGCAACAUUCAGGAACCACUAGCCCAAUCCCCAAUUUGCAAUCCAAAUACAAGCAACAAACAUUGUUCCUUGUUCAUAAUUAAUACAAAUAUUACAGUGAGGACUUUAUUCCUCUCUACCCUUCGCUGAAAUUCUAUAUCCUCCCUUGAAAAAGUAGAAACUUAAGAUAGUUGUCACAGAAUAACAUAGCUUGGCUGAUGUGUUGGAGUAUGGCCUUUGUGUGAGAAGUUGCAGUAAAUUCUGUUCAGGGUGGAACUACUUAAUAAGGCUGUGCUCUGUAGUGUAAAGUGAGCUACAGGUUAUCUUGGUUUUUCAUUUUAGCUUGAUUUUCAUGAUCCAGUUAUGGUCUGAGCAUGUUGCCCUGGGCACACAACUUGGCUGUAUGUCGGGUGUUAAUAGCUAGUGGUUUAAUGGUCAUGGAUUUCCAGUUCAGCUGUUAACACCUCUCUGGGUGAAAGCCAGUGCCAAUGUUAUACAAAUCCAGUAUUAAGUGUAGGAAUGAAAUAUACUCACCAUUGUCUCACAAAGACCACAUGCACAGUAGCAGUUUUGAAAGUGAAAAAAAAUGUUUCACUGUGUCACAAAAAAAAUUAAUAAGUUAUAUUUUGUUGUAUAAUUUAAAAAGGCAUGGUCUUUUCUGUGAUCAUUUAAUAAUUAAGAAUAUAUUUUUAUGGAUAGGUUAAAACAUUUUUAUUUUAUUAUUAAUUUUUAAAUCUGCUAUUACAGCACCACUUAAAAGUAAUAGUUCAUUGCUUUCUUUAUCAAUGUAAUUUGAUAAUGUGUAAUUGGUGCUAAUGAUGCUCACCACUAUUGUUUUGUGUGCUUUGUUAAUCUAUCUAGUUCCCUUCUUGUGAUUUUCUGAUAAUAUAUAGAAUCUUGUUAAAGAAUUGAUAACUUGUUUUGAGAUAUCUGAACUAACAAACAUGUAUAUAUCACAACCUCCAUUUACAACCAAUUAGAAAACCAGAAACAUCAUUUUUAUUUGUUUGCAAAAAUAAAUAGUUGUUUUGUAAGUAUAAAAAUACAAAUAAAUUUACCGAUAAAAUUGAAGAAAUAAGUUUCAUUAAGUUACCUGUCACAAGAUAUUUUAACAUACAUGAUGUGAGGUCUGGCCUGAUUAUAAUGACUAGCUGACAGAUGUCCGUAUCGUUUAUAUGAUGGGAUAUAAUAAAACAGAGCAUUAUGUAUAAACAUGAUUUAAGCUGUUUUCUGAAAAAAAAGCAUACUACUUGGAGAUACCAUUUGUAAUAUAUAGAGAAUACUACACAAUUUUUGUGGGGUGUUUGUGGGGUUUUUUGUUUUCAAAAAUGGAAUCUAGCUAGAUUCCAUUUCAGUUCAACUGAGUGGUUGCUAUCACUUUUCCAAUUCCAACCAGAUUUUUGUGGGAACACAGAGAAACAAAUUUGUGAAAUUGAUCAUUCUGUCUUCACUCCAAAGGCCUGAGGGGUGGCACCUAAAAGGGGGAAAUUAAGCCAAGUUAGAAAAUACGUUGUUUUUUUCUAUUUCCAGAAAUGCUACUUGUGAGUAGUCUUCAUAUAUUUAAUGGUUUUUCUAAUUUAUUUUUGGGUCCCCCGUUUGUACCCAGGGAGUGGGUUGAAGUUUUAUAUAAUUAUAUAAAGAAUUGCAUUUAAACUACUCGACUAAUUCCAAGCAAUUUUGCUGGAAGCUUCUGAAUGGUUUUCAUAUGCUAUGUAAAAGUCGUCAGAUGGUUUGUUAAAGUUGUGAAUUUUAUUAAUGAUGUGUGCCUGGAGAAGGGUGAUGUUUACUAUUUGUAUAGAGAAAUGCAUUUAAACUGUAAUUUCCUCACAACUAUUAGGCCAUUUUCAACUGAAUUUAGUCAUUCUGACCUCCCACAAAAAUGGGUGUCAUGCACUCCAUGACUGGUAGGUGGGAUCAGCAGUUUACUCAGGUGAUUGUUUAGGCCAAUGGGCCUCUUGUUAAUGUAUGAAUUCACAGAAAUUAUUUUAAACUGAAAGAAGUGUAGUAUUUUAUUUAUUACCAGCUGUGUUUCUUGUAAAUCCUAAAAAAUUAAACACUAUCAUGUGAUUACAUAGUCACUGAUGACUUGGUUGGGGACAGUGCCUUUAACUGACCAUGAUCUAAUGACGAUGUAUUGAAUAAUACAUGGGUUCUUGUAUCAAAACCUUUUUUUUGAAAAUUAUACUCUGAUCUAUCUCACAAUAAAGAUAAAUUCUUUCAGAUAACUAAAAUAAAGGGAUGGUUGGGUAGAAAUGUUAACUACAAAUAGCCAGUGCCCAUGACCAGUGUGCCAUUGUAUGUGUUUUAUACAUGUAUAUAUAGAGAAUAACUGGUUACUGUCUUAAGAUGCUGGCUUUAUCCUGCAAAAGUACAAUGACAAUUGCCACGAGGCUCUGUCAAGCAGCAUUCGCCAUUCAAUGUGAGCAGGAUAUCUUGAGACGGUAACCGGUUAUUUGAUUUAUCCUGUAAUCACUAUAUGUAUUGGCAGGAUAUGAUGACUUUCCGAGAAGGAAAUACUGUUUUGUGAUCAGCAAAGUAAUGUUAAUCUGUUCAAAGUUACUUAUUCUUUUAUUUCCAGUUAAAUAUUUGAUUUUUAUUUUAAAAAUAAUUUUGAAGACAAUUUUAGACCAAAACAAAAUAGUUUUUAAAUAAUAACAAUUUAUUUAUUAUUUUUAAAACAAAAAUUGUCUUUGAAAUGUUUUUUAAAAAUCAAAACCAUCAACUGGAAAUAAAACAUUAGUAACAUUUAACAGUACACAAUUCCUUUGCUGAUCAUAACUAGUAUAAAAGUAGUUCCGUUCCAUGAAGCUAUAUUUUUGGUCAUCAUAUCUUGCCAAUAUAUAUAGUAAUUGCAGAAUAAAUGGUAUUUAUCAGUAUUGUUUGCAGUUCCAAAACCUUGUUUUAUAAUAAAACAGAACAACUUAUAAAGUAUUUACAACUGUUAAAUAUAUAUUUCUGUUGUUAGAUUUUGUAUAUUGUUCAUUCUAGGUUCAUGUAUUCAGUGUCAUAUUGUUAUUUAAAAUAAUUUAUAUCUUUGUUCAUGUUAAAAGAAUGUUAACUCUUUUCACUAAAAUGCUGGAUGCUUUCAAAGUCGUGAACAGAAAGUGCCCAAAAUACAUUCUUGUAUUUUGUAUAAUAUUCUUGUAUAUUGACUUAUUUUUAGUAUGGUUUGCCUGCUAGAUUGUUUGUGUUAGAUAAGUUAUAAAUUUGAGUGUGGUAAUAAAAAUAUUGCCAACUGCAAUAAAACAUUUUAAAAAUGCUAUUAUGUUCUGCAGGUAACAUUAUUAUGCAGAACAUUAGUAACUGCUGAUUUUUGUGUGCUAUUUUUUGUUUUUAUUAAAUAUGUUUUUGUAUUUAAUAUUUGUUUGUCAUCUAACUGUUUACUCUUAGUAAUAUAUAUAACCAAUAUAUAUAACCAAAUGAUCAUUUUAAAACCAUUUGCAUUUGCAUCUGUUUAUAAAAGAUUAUAUUGCAUUUUGUGCUUGAUGGCAGAAUAUUACAGUCCAGACCUUUGUUAUGAUCAAUGGUACCACUUCAGUUUGGAAGCAUUAAUAUAUGUACUGAGAGAUUGGGGGUUGGGGAUUGACUGGGAGUAAUUUAUACAACUUCAGGUCUUAACCAGCAUAUAAUUCAACCGUAUUGUGUUACAGUACUUCUAACUGAGCAGUGUUAUUUGUUGGCCACAUAUAUUUCAUAAAUUUCAUUUCAUUUUAACAAAACCCGAUGUGUAUAUCUUAAAGCAUGUUGCUAUGUGAACUGUUGUAGUAAGUACCUAUGUGCGAGUCAUAUUACAGUAAUAUAAAAAUAUGUUAAUCAUUAAAUUUUGUCAAUAUCAAUGGGUGAUAAUUAUAGAAAUAGAUAAAUUUACUAUAUUUAGUGCCAGAAAAUACCAUUUUCAAACCACAAAUGUUAUUUUAAAUUUGCCCCCUCUACUUGUCGUGUUACAAGUUAAAAACAACAACAGUUUAUUGACAUUGGUUGUGUUUAUGCUGUUCAGAACAGAUGUGGAAUUCCUCAUUCUUACCUUCACAGAAUAAAGCCAUUGGAUUUUAAAGAAUUGCUAAAUGAUCUUAUUCAAUACUUAACGAACAUCUCAAAAAUCUUUUUGAGAAAUAAAUAUUUGUGAUUUGCAUGUAAAUUUUAAAGUUAAACUCCCCCAGCCAAGUCCUGUUACCCUCCAAAGACAACCUGAAAUGUCUGACAUGCCAUUACUACACCAAGAGUUACUAACUAGACGGUAUUAUUCUUUAAGAUGUAACCACCCAAGUGGAUUAUUCAGUGUAGAUAAGUGAAGCAGAGUUAGGAUGAUAUAAAUAUUAGACCACAAAUUUGAUUGAAGUGUUGCACGAUUAGCGUAUAUUUUUAAAGUGUAUUAUUAUUAUUAAUAAUGAAACCUUGGGUAUAGCUAUGAUAUUUGCAUUUACAAUCGAGUUGCAACCAGUUGGAUACAUGUGAUGACAAAACGAGGUGUUAUUUUUCUGUGGUUGAUCAAAAUAUUGUACAUGUAUCAUGUAAUCAGUGUGGAUGGUUGUACAUAAGGUAGUUUUAUUGUUUAUGUGUGCAUGCAAACACACACACCAACACACUCAUAUAUGUACAACUGUAUAUAUGUAUAUGAUGUAACCUUGUUGACUAUUUGUUGAUUUAAUCCAAGAUAUGCAGUUUGUUUUAAUUUAUACAUGGAUUGUGAAAACUAAAAAACAAAUAUGGCUGUAUCUAUUGUUGAAUAGAAAUUAUUUUUCACAUGGGGGUUUAUUCAAGUUGAUUGACAUUAUAAUAAACUGUUUGGCAACA
This is a messenger RNA of Gigantopelta aegis, 9373 nucleotides long. Its product is annotated as probable protein phosphatase 2C T23F11.1. The transcript is spliced from 10 exons. The record is from RefSeq and is a predicted model, not a curated record. The coding region runs from base 78 to 1034 and encodes 318 amino acids. Lineage: Eukaryota; Metazoa; Mollusca; Gastropoda; Neomphalida; Peltospiridae. Gene Ontology annotation, biological process: protein dephosphorylation. Gene Ontology annotation, molecular function: cation binding; protein serine/threonine phosphatase activity.